Messenger RNA from Symbiodinium natans, 1518 nucleotides. NCBI's taxonomy places the organism in Eukaryota, Dinophyceae, Suessiales, Symbiodiniaceae. The record is from the annotation of a GenBank genome assembly.
AUGUGGACUCUGCCAGCCUGGGUGGACGAUGGCUUUCAACAUGUGAACUUGCUACAAACAUCUUCUCGGUUUGCCAUCGUCGAGAAUCUCGGAGCUGGGCUGAAGAACGAUGCGUCGCAUUUGCUGUGGGCACUUGGUUUACGGACGCAUGUCCCGUCGAAACUCGCCGUGCUCGAGUACACUUCGAAGAUCAUUGUCGUCAUGAUUGCUUUCAUUUUGCUCUUCUUCCUGCUCUACGUUGCCUGCAAUGGCGUGCCAACAACUCGUGUCCGAAGGGCGCGCGAGACUGGCAACGGCAUGCCCGGCAAGAUGCAAGCGGUUUUUGCUCUGACAAUGUUGCUGGACUAUUCAUGCACCGACCAGUACCAACCGAACAUGCCCGAGAUGGCGCGGGCCUUCAAGGUGUCUUCGGCUCAAAUAGGCUCGACCAUCCAGGUCCAUCUCUUCAGUUGUGCUGUCGGAACACUCGUCGUCGGCCCGCUCUCCGACCGAAUGGGAAGAAGACCCGUGAUAUUGACGUGCCAGCUAAUGCAAGCGGCUGGGACCUUCACGUGCGCAUGUGCCUCCAGUCUAGGCUGGUUCAUGUCUGGGCGCGUUCUUCAAGGCUUGGGUGCCUCCGUCCUCGUCGUCAUUUUUGCAUGCUUUCGCGACUGCUACGAGGAACCUGCCCGCAGGCAGCAGGCCACCGGUGCCAUGUUUUCCAUCACGCUGGUCGGCCCCAUCUUUGCCCCUGCCUUUGGAGGCUUCCUGGCCUCUCGCUUUGGUUUCAGGCUUCCCUUUGCCUUGUUGGCUGGCUGUUCGAUGCUGCUGGCAUGCGCAGGUUGUCUUGUGAUUCAUGAGACGGCCUCUGGGGAGCCUUCUGGCAAAGGUAUGGCAGUGGACUUCUACCGUGUACUGAACAACGGCAAGCGACUGCUCAUUCUUCUGUGCUUAGGGGCUUGCAAGAGCACUUUUGACGUGAACAUUGCCACGAACGGCGUCAUCAUGGAGGAGCACUUCGGCCAAAGCGUUGUGCAAACAUCACUCCUCAGCAUUGCCUUCGCUGUGGCAUGUGCUGGGGGCUCGGUGGUGUCUGGCUGCCUUCAGGAGCAGCCCACGGACGUGAUGCGGAUGUUCAUCCCUCUGAUGUUGCUGUCUUCCGCAAGCUUGAUCGUGGCCGGACUUUACUCAGGAAGCAUUGCCGGAUACCUCUCCAGCAUGUCCUUCCUUCAAUUACUUGUGUUCCCGCAGAUGAUCUCAUACCACACAGAGUUCGCGCAGGAUCUCCAGGACAUCGCAGGUGCAGCCGUCGGCAUUGCCUUUUUUGCGCAGUACGCCCUGAGCUCCGUGAUGUCGCUUCCCGGCGUGUUCGCCGCGGAGGACAGCACCCGGGCCAUGCUUUUCGUGCUGGCAGGGACGGUCUUGGCAGUCGAGCUUGUCACGUGGAUGGGGAUUUGCCGCUCCCGAGCCGACCUGUGCAAGGCUUCUCUGGGAGAAGAGCAUCCUCAAGAGACGGCACCAAACCCCUCUUUCAAAUGA